AUGGCUUCCCUCCCCAUCAAGCUCGCCGUCCUCGAUGACUACCAUAACAUAGCAGCACAGCACUUCGCCCACAUCGACUCGUCCAAAAUCAAUGUCACCGUCUACAAAGACACAUUACCGUCAUACGCGCACCCCAAAACAUCUGAUGCCGACCGCGCCGCCCUCAUCGACCGCCUCAAGCCUUUCUCCGCCCUGUCCACCAUGCGCGAACGCACCCCGUUCCCGGGCGAACUACUGCGCCAACUGCCGAACCUCAAGAUCAUAUUUGCGACGGGCGGCAACUUCCAGAGUUGGGAUCUGGAUACAAUGAAGGAUAUGGGCAUCACGGUAUGCGCGGCGCCUGGCAAGGGCAGGACGGAUGGUAAGGGUAGUGGUACGUCUCCGCGAUCACUGCCGGUCAAGCAGGGGGGUGGGCAUCCGACGACACAGCAUGCCUGGGCGCUUAUACUGGGUCUUGCGCGGAAUGUUGCUGCGGACGAUGCUGUGGUGAAGGGCAAGGGUAGGCCAGCUGGGUGGCAGACGGAGCUCGCGAUGGGCUUGCAGGGGAAGACUCUCGGCUUAGUCGGUCUAGGGAGAAUCGGCGCACAUGUCGCGAGAGUUGGUGUUCUCGCUUUCGGCAUGAAAGUCGUGUGUUGGAGUGCGAACUUGACGCAAGAGAAGGCCGACAAACUGGCUGAAGAGUGCGGACUUCCAGUGACAGGCGGAGGAAUGACCGAUGCGAACGAGAAGACAUUCAAGGUCGUCACCAAAGAGCAGCUUUUCACAUCCUCCGACGUAGUAAGCCUACACUACGUCCUCAGCGAACGCUCACGGGGUAUCAUCGGCGCACAGGAGCUGGGGUGGAUGAAACCGACCGGCCUCCUCAUCAACACUUCGCGAGGCCCACUUGUCGACGAAGCUGCAUUGCUUGACACGCUCCGAGAUGGCCGCAUACGUGGCGCUGCGCUCGACGUAUUCGACAUCGAACCUCUCCCUGCUGAUAGCCCGUGGCGGAGCGAAGACUGGGAUGUCAAAGGCAAGAGCAGGGUGUUGCUGACGCCACACAUGGGGUAUGUCGAAGAAGGUACUUUGACGACCUGGUAUGAAGAGACAGCAGAGAAUCUGGAGAGGCUGGUAGAAGGGAAGGAGUUGUUGCAUCGAAUUAUCUAG
Molecule: messenger RNA, 1149 nt
Organism: Alternaria rosae
Lineage: Eukaryota; Fungi; Ascomycota; Dothideomycetes; Pleosporales; Pleosporaceae
Product: D-isomer specific 2-hydroxyacid dehydrogenase
Exons: 1
Coding region: 1-1149 (382 amino acids)
Molecular function (GO): NAD binding; oxidoreductase activity, acting on the CH-OH group of donors, NAD or NADP as acceptor
Source: RefSeq, a predicted model, not a curated record